GUUUUGUUUACGGCCAGCAGCUGAGCAGCGCCAGGCCGCUGUGCAGAGCUGCGCGCUAUGGAGGAGCGAAGAGCAGCUGCAGCGGCAAAUGCCUCUGUGUGCUGGCGUCCUGCCGCCCCUUCAGGAUUCAGUUGUGCCUGGAGCCUUGGCAGAGAUUGAGGUCCCGUUGCACUAAGUACGGUAAAUACACAGCGUAAGAGACGUGACCUGCCCUGAAGAACUGACAGUCUAAACAGACACAACAGAUAAAAGCAUGGAUCCUAUGGAUUAUGCAGAGUUUAUGAAAAAAGCUGGAAAUGAGAACUUUAAAAAUGGAAAUUAUUUCUUGGCCAUCAGAAACUACGAUGAAGCCAUACGUGUGCUCUUUCAGUUAUUCCAGUGGGGGAUGGUUUCUCAUAGAGACGUGGCUGUGUUAUUGUGCAACAAAUCAAAUGCCUUUUACAGCCUUGGUAAGUGGGAAGAAGCAUAUCACUGUGCCAAGGAGAGUCUCCAGUGGGAUUUGUCAUAUGUUAAGGGCUACUAUAGAUCUGGCUAUUCGCUGCUGCAGUUGUCGAGAACUCAUGAUGCAGUUAUUACAUUUUCUCGUGGUUUGAAUCUUCUGUGUGGUUCUAUGGAUCAAUCUCAAAUUGCUGAUUUUAUAGUUGGAAUCUUCACAAGUGUUAACGGUGAAAAAUAUAUAGCACCAUAUUUUCUUUCCAUUUUCAAGAACAUUUUGAAUCAAAGAUUUGAUGCAUUAGUUUGGCAGGUGGUAAUAGAAAAAUUAGCCAAGAAAGGAAUGUGGCAGUCCUUGAUGUUGGUGGCAGCUGAGAGAGGCAAGUUGCCGAGAAAUCUGAGAGUCACUCAUUUAUCACUGAAGGAUCUUUUUGAGAAAUAUGUCCUGUUUGGCCAUUAUGAGAGAAUGGAAAGGGUACCAGAGUUGGUGGAGUGGCUGAUCACCAUUGGAGCAAAUGUUGGGAGUAUUGGAGCGUACCCACUUCAUGCAAUCAUCAACCUCUGUAUCAAAGCAAAAGGGAACCAUCUUUUCACAUGGCUACUGGAUGAGAUACCAGACUUGAAGGGUAGUAUCAACCAGCAAGACCAGGAUGGUUGCACAGUCUUGCAUGUUGCGGCCUCUCAUUCCAGUGGAUAUCCUAUGAAACGUCAGAUAGAUAAUGUGCAGAUGCUCCUAAAUGCUGGGGUGGACCCCACUAUUCCAGACACACAAGCAAAGUGUGCCGCAGAUAUCUUGAAAAAAAACAAAAACUUCAAGGCAGUAGAUAUAAUCAACAGUCACUUAGCAAGACAUGCUGCUUCCUCUAAGGAAUCACCAGGGAGGAGUGAAAGCAAAGCCUUGGUUAAUGAAAUCAACUCUCUUCUGGAUGCUUUUGAGCAGUUCUUGAUGUUUUGCAGUCCUGAAAACCAAGCACAGCAUAAAAAUUUGUUGAAGCAUGAGACGGUUCAGAGGUUUCUGAAGCUUUUGUCUACUGUAAAAGAAAUUCCUGAAGAAAUGGUUUGUGACAUUUAUGAUACCUGUGCUAGCAGUUUCAUAAAGCUUUUGUUGGAGAAGCAAAUGUGGCAUGAAGUUUUGCUAUUGCUAACACGGAAAGCCAACGGGGAAAUGCCAUCAUGUGGUGGACUCAUCAGAAACUGCAGUCUUUCAGACCUCAACAUUGGCAGUGUUAUCAAACAGGUUGACAGAUUGGAUAAGCGACGGGUGCAUCUCGUAAGAUGCUUGCUAGAAAGAGGAGCUUCACCUGAGGGGACUGGAGCCAUCCCUGAAAAACCAUUGCAGAUGUGUUUGAAAAAUAAUGAUUUUGAAUUGGCUUAUUUGCUGCUGAGCAGUGGUGCAGAUCCUCGGAGUGUUUCCCUUGUCGAAGGCGAUACUCCUUUGCAUGCUGCAGUCUCCAUCUGCUUAGAUAAAAGAGAUGACAUUGGUUUACGCUUUCUGAACUAUCUACUGGAUCUCUUUGGUUCAAACCCAUCCACUUUCCCACACCUUAAUCCAAACAGCCAAGAUAAGAAUGGAAAUACAGUGAUGCAUAUUAUAUUUCAGAAAGCACAGUCAAAGCAGGUUAAGAAAAUAAUGGAUUCGUUAGCAAAGUUUGACAUUAACUUUAACUUGAAAAAUAAAUUAGGAAAAGAUGUGAGGCACAGAAUAAAAAAAAAUGACCCUCGGCUACUCAACUGGAAUACAGCUGUGUCAGAGAAGAGGAAGCACCGGCAAGAUACAGUAGGGCAGCUAGUUAAGCUGCCUAAAUCCAUUCCAGUCUGUAACACAUCACAGCCAAAAAGCACAGCUCAUUCGUCAUCUGCAUCUGUCUGGAGAGCAUCAUCUGGCAACUCAGCACCUGCUAAUAUCCAAAAUACAGAUCCAGUUCCUGAUAACUGGGAAGAAGCAGACAAUGCUCAGCUGACAAAGCAAGAAACUGGAGAAGUAAAUAAGCCCUUGACUCUGCGGGAAAGCCUACUGAAAACAAUCACAGAUUUAAUCCAGUGUCUUCAAUUGGGUGACAACCCGAUAGAGGAUAAUUCUCAGGUACCAAACCCAUCUUCAGCACCAACGAGCGUUGAAGGUAAAAAGAGUGAGCCCCAGCAAACCUGUGGAUAUGAGAGUUUGGCUCACAGUAAAGGAGAGGAUGCUGACCCUGAGAAAGUGGAGGAUACUGAGAAGGAGUGUGGUGAAUCUGACAUGCCCAUGCCUAAUGGUGUAGGUGAAGAAACAAUGGAAGUUAGUGGGCAGAUUCAGGACAUUGAGGCAUAUAUUCAGGACUUUGAUAAUAUGACAUGGGAAAUAGAGUGCACUUCUGAAAUGCUGAAGAAGCUAGGCAGCAAAGCUGUACCUCAUUAUAUGAAAAAGAAAAUUAUACUGGCAAUUCAGCAGCUUGGAAAUGGAGAAUGGACCCAGAGCCUCCAAAAGCGGCUAAAACAUUUGAAAGCCGAUAUUCAGCUGUACGAAGCUAAGCUGGACAAAGGAGCAAGGAUGUUAUGGGAGCUUGCAAUAGACUUUUCUCCCCGUUGUAGUGAGGCUGCAGAAAAGAUUAUAGAGACAGAACAGUCUAUACAUCCUCUAGAGAAGUCUGGGAGAGUUUACACCGAAAUCAUUAGAAUAUGGGACAUUGUUCUUGAUCAUUGCAAACUUGACCGUGCUAUCGGCACUAUAUGUACUGCAUACAACCGUGGCUUGUCCUGCAUCUUGAGGAAAAAACUGAAGGGUAUAAGUAAAAUCAAGCAGUCUUCUAACUUGAAAAUGCAAAAGCGCAUUCCUCGUUGUUAUGUUGAAGACACAGAGGCAGAAAAAACAAAAGAACACAUCAUACCUGAAUACUUCCCUCCAGCCAGCGCAGUGGAAACGGAAUAUAAUAUAAUGAAAUUUCACAGCUUCAGUACUAACAUGGCACUUAACAUCAUAAAUGAUAUGAAUUCUACUGUUGAAUACCCCUUCAGAGUUGGUGAGUUAGAGUAUGCAGUGAUUGACCUCAGUCCCAAGCCCAUGGAGCCAAUAAUCUUAAUUGGACGGAGUGGAACAGGAAAGACUACUUGUUGCUUAUAUAGACUAUGGAAGAAAUUCCAUUCUUACUGGGAGAAAGCACAGUUGGCAGAAGCCCCUUUGCUGGUUAGACAAAUGUGGCAGAGAAGAAAGUUUGAAAUUGAAUCUGAAAAAGAAAGCACAGGGGAGGAGGAGGAGGAGGAUGAAAAGCAAGGCAGCAAUGACUCUAGUGAGUCAAUUGAGUUGGAAAGCAUAGAUGAUGAACAAGAUGAUGGUGAACAAUAUUCAAGUGCAGAUGACGCUGAAUUGAAUUUAUCAGGUGACUGUGAAGAGGAGGAAGAGCAUAGCGCAGUAGAAUCCGACAAAUUGGAACACUUGCAUCAGAUCUUUGUUACUAAAAAUCACGUUCUGUGCCAAGAGGUUCAGAGGAAUUUUAUUGAGCUUAGUAAGUCUUCUAAGUCAACAAGUCAUUUCCAGCCACUUGAGCCAAAUGUUUACAAGCUACAAGAAGUUAAAGAUGAAAAUUUCCCAUUGUAUGUCACCUCAAAACAGUUGUUACUAUUACUCGAUGCAUCCAUGCCUGAUCCAUUUUUUCUUAGGAAUGAAGAUGGAAGUCUUAAAAGAACCAUUGUUGGUUGGUCCACUCAAGAAGAUUUGGUCAUUCCAAAUUGGCAAGAUGAGGAGGAAGAAGGUAAUGCUGAAGUAGAAUAUGGUGAGGAUGAAAAGGCUGCAGAAGCUCACUCAAGAGAAAAUGACCCUCGAGUUUUUGUGACUUAUGAUGUGUUUGCUAAUGAAAUGUGGCCAAAAAUGAUGAAAGGCAAAAACUCCUAUAACCCUGCAUUGGUUUGGAAAGAAAUAAAAUCUUUUUUGAAAGGGUCUUUUGAAGCACUAAGUUGUCCUCAGGGUAAACUUACAGAAGAAGAGUACAAAAAACUAGGGCGGAAGAGAUCACCAAACUUCAAGGAAGACCGGAGUGAAAUCUAUCGUCUCUUUUGUCUUUAUCAGCAGAUAAGGUCACAAAGAGGUUACUUUGAUGAGGAAGAUGUCCUAUACAAUUUAUCUCAAAGACUCUCUAAGCUUGAGGAGCUACCAUGGUCCAUCCAUGAGCUUUAUGGUGAUGAGAUUCAAGACUUCACUCAAGCUGAGCUUGCACUGCUAAUGAAGUGCAUCAAUGACCCUAAUGCAAUGUUCCUUACUGGUGACACUGCACAAAGCAUAAUGAAGGGAGUUGCUUUUCGUUUUAGUGAUCUGAGGUCACUAUUCCACUACGCCAGCAAGAACUCAGUUGACAAGAAACAAUGUGUUGUUAGAAAACCUAAAAGGAUAUAUCAGCUAUAUCAAAACUACAGAUCUCAUUCAGGAAUUCUACAUCUGGCCUCUGGGGUGGUUGAUUUACUCCAGUACUAUUUCCCAGAAUCUUUUGAUCGUCUUCCUAGGGAUUCUGGCCUCUUUGACGGACCUAAACCUACUGUCUUAGAGUCUUGCAGUGUUAGUGACCUGGCAAUUUUACUGAGAGGCAACAAAAGAAAAACACAGCCAAUUGAAUUUGGAGCACAUCAGGUGAUAUUGGUAGCGAAUGAAAUGGUGAAGGAUAAGAUUCCAGAGGAACUUAGUUUAGCACUUGUGCUAACAAUUUAUGAAGCAAAGGGCUUAGAAUUUGAUGACGUCCUCCUUUACAACUUUUUCACAGAUUCUGAGGCUUACAAAGAGUGGAAGAUCAUUUCUUCUUUUACCCCUUCCUCUGAUUCGCUAGGAGAAAGCAAGCUGGUGAUCGAAACACCUUUAGAGAAAAAUAUUGCUACUCAAAGCAGAUCUCUGGUGCUUAAUCCAGAAAUGUACAAGAUGCUCAAUGGAGAGCUGAAGCAGCUGUAUACUGCCAUUACAAGAGCCAGAGUCAAUCUUUGGAUCUUUGAUGAAAACAGUGACAAGCGGGCUCCGGCUUUUAAAUAUUUCAUCAAAAGGGAAUUUGUUCAAGUUGUCAAAAUAGAUGAAAACAAAGAUUUUGAUGAUAGCAUGUUUGUUAAAACUUCAACCCCAGAAGAAUGGAUUGCACAAGGAGAAUACUAUGCUAAGCAUCAGUGUUGGAAGGUGGCAGCCAAAUGUUACCAAAAAGGAGGAGCAAUUGAGAAGGAAAAACUGGCCUUAGCGCAUGAUGCUGUACUUAAUGUGCAAUCAAAGAAAAGCAGCCCCAAGGAAAAACAGAUGGACUAUAUGUACCUGGCUAAGACCUAUUUGGAAUGUGGAGAACCAAAGCUAUCCCUGAAAUGUCUGAUUUACGCAAAAGAAUUUCAGCUUUGUGCAGCACUAUGUGAAAAAUUAGGCAAGAUAAAAGAUGCUGCGUAUUUCUAUAAAAGAAGCCAGUGCUACCGAGAUGCAUCCAGAUGUUAUGAACGAAUCCAGGAGUUUGAUCUUGCGCUUAAGAUGUGUUGCCAUGAGGAACUGUAUGAGGAAGCAGCUAUUUUAGUGGAAAGAUAUGAAGAGAUACUAAGGAUGAAAAGACAACCAGUUUCCAAACUCUCAUACUCUGCAAACCAGUUUUAUUUGGAAGCAGCUGCAAAAUACUUGCGUGAAAACAAAACCAAGGAAAUGAUGGCAGUCCUCUCCAGACUUGACACCGAGGACCAGCUUGUAUUCUUGAAAUCACGCAAAUGCUUGGCCCAAGCAGCAGACCUGUUGAAGAGGGAGGGUCGAGAGGAAGAGGCUGCUAUGCUGAUGAAACAGCAUGGGUUUGUGUUGGAAGCAGCCAAGCUCACUACCAGAAAGGAAUUUCGAGCAUCAUGUCUGCUUGCUGCGAUCCGUUUUAGCGUAACUGGCUGUUCAGAAUUGGAAAACAGAGACACCAUCCUGGAAGAAGCCUUAGAGCUUUGUAAGCAAACAAAUCAAAAAUCCAGCAUUGCUGAGGCAACUUUUCUGCAGGGAGUUCUAAAGAAAGAUUUUAGAAAGCUCGAAGAGGCCUUCUACAAAUUCUCGCCUUUGAAUCAUUAUGCUGGUGUGGUGGAAGCGCUCUUUGAAUUAACCCACUGUGAACCAAAAAGCCAGGACAUCUUUGUUCUGGCACCUUGUGGUUUAGAGGCCCUUCUAAAUCUGGUCAGAGCUCUCCAAAAAGCAACCACCAAUGCUGAGAAAGAAAUGGUCAGGUCAUGUUUUGAUUAUUUUGGGAUUUUGCCAAUAGAUGGCAAUGUUUGCCAGGUGUCUCAAAAUGAAGCUGGACAUAUUCUCCAAUUCUUGCCCGAUAAUCCUAGUCUGAAAGAGAAGAAAGCUAAAGAUCACUUCUUUGUAGGCAUGGAAGAGGUAAAGUCUGCACUGAAUAAGCACUUUUUAAGCAGGCUGUGUUCAAUUACAUGCAGUAUACUUGAGCAGAGUUACCCUGAUAUUUGCAUGAAGUUCAUUGCUGGCUUGAAGUGUGAGGAUAAAACCUGUAAAGAUUUCCAUAGACCUUUGUUGCGCCAUGAGGCAAAAUCUAUACUUCAGUGUAAAAUACAUCUGGCAGCAAUAAAUGGACUAUUGUUACAGGCCAAGAGAGUAUUCCCAAAAGAGCUGUUGCAUGAAUUUAAUGACAUUGAUGAAAUUUUGACUGCGGAUAAGUAUGCAUUAUGCAAAUCCCUAUUAGAUUUUGUUUUCCCUAAACAUUUUCAUCUGAGAGUGGUGUCUGAAAACCCAAAGGCAUGCAAAGAUAUCUUGGGACUCAGUCAGUUUUCUAAACCCUGUAGGAUGGUGCUGAAGGAGUACAUCAUAGUUCAGUUUAAAAGUGAAAAUGCCAUAAAUAGAAGAGAAUCAACUGACUUGUGGCUCAGGGCAAUGCAAGUUUUCAUCUUGUCUUCCAGUUAUCCCGAAGAAUUUGAGAGGCUCCUUGUUAAGGAGGAAGAUGAUUAUAACAAAGAACUGAAGUUAUUAGAAGCUAAAAAAUAUGAAGAGGAGGAUAGAGGCAGAGGAGGAAGACCCAAAGGGAUAGAUGGCAGAUAUGGCAUGUUGAUACCUGAUAAGUAUUCUGGAAAUGCAGAAAACACACACUUGUGUUUCAUUCGACUUCUUGAAAAUUCGCUAGAGCGGCUCUAUGUUUACAGAAACCCAGAAGACUGUAAGUGGAUGUUUUUCCGUUUUAUGAAUGUCUUGGUGAAGAAAUGCAUUGAACCUCUGAUUCCUAGCAUAGGAAAUACAGUGAUGUUGCUGGAAUUCCAGUAUAUUCUCUGUUGUGCCGUUCUGAUGCGCCUCUGCAAGAACAUUACUCUGUGUCUUCCGAAAAGUUACAUCGCUCUCUUUCAUUACUGGGAGUUUUUGUUCAGAAAAAAAGACCAGAAGAAAGAGAUUAGAGACAUCUUUUCCAUUAUACAGGAGUACAAACCAAAGGACACAAAUGAGGCUCUGAAGGAGUUCAAAUUUCAUCUCCUUUAUGUUGCAAAAGUUUUGUGCGGCGCUAAAAACAGUAAUUUCAAUGUUCUUCUUGAUGCUUUCGGGGACACCGAUUGCAUUACGUCAGGGGAAGCAGAGCGUACAAUGGUGCUAUGCUUAGUGAUGUUAGUGAAUGCAAAUCAAGUGCUUAGUCCUAGAUGUAAAUCCCUUUUAUAUGAACACUUUCCUGAAAUCAAGGCAAAGUUGAUGAAUAUGAAAAAAGAUUAUCCAUCCAAAGUGCCAGAAAGAUUGGUUAAAAUUGUGGAACGAGUGAAUGAUGCCGUAAAUGUGAGGAAAAUAGCAGAAGGCCUGCAGGAGCUGCUGAUUGAACGAGAUGAGGAGUACUUAGCGGACUGCCACUGGAAGUGGGACACUAUGUAUGCCAAAGGAGCAAGUAUACGGGGCAUCUUUUAUGAGCAAGUAAACCUAGACAGAUUUGAGUCAUAUUUGGAUCCUUUGGAAUAUUUUGAGGAACCAGAAACAGAACUUGAAAGGGAUCUCUAUGUAGAAGAGAGAGAGGAUCCCCUAACAGCCAUAGCAUCCAUAAAGCAGCAGAAACAACAGCAGAAAGCUCAUGCUAAGCGUAAAUUGUGGCGUUUGUUUCUUUUAGCCUAUUAUUGCAUAAAAUGGAAGAGGAACUCGUGUUCAAAAGCAGAUCCCAGUGGGAUGGAAAUGAAAGAAUUGGUAUCAGGAAUCUUUAAAAAAGCAGAUACUGACCGAACGCAAUGUGACCUUUGUGGAGUCAAAUUUAUCCAGGGUCCUGAAAACUACUUUAACCAGACAGAAGACUUUGAGAGAGAAACUUCUGAAGCUGUGACACCAAGAGAGACUGAUCAGGGAGAAAAGGAGAGCAUGAAAAGAAGUGAAACUGUUGUGGCGAGUGAGACUUAUGUGAAGCACAUAUACCUGGAUGAGCAUAGAAAUAAAUACACUGCCUACCAGAAUUAUUUUGAAUUUUUCAAAAGAAAUGUGGAUCCAAAAUUACGUGAAGGGUUAGAUCUAGUGGACACAAUUGAACAAAAUACCUGGCUCACAAGACACUUGAUAUUUAAAGAACAUUCCAAUGUGGUGCAAAAAAAAAUUCAAGAGAACAUUAAGAAGAUUUCUGAUAUAGUAGAGGACAUCUAUAAGAGAAAGGCUUGGGCUGAUGCUGAAGAAAUAAUGACCAAGCCUGUUGGCAGUCUAUCUAUUUAUCUUGGUGAUGCUCGUAAGUGGCUGAAGAACACCGAGUCACAUAUGGUAAAGGAGGAAGAUUUUGCAGAUGACAAAGACUUUGAAAAUGAAGAAGAGGAUGAAAUGGCAGCCUUUGAAGAACUAAUCCCUAAAAAGUCUUCAAGAAAAAAAGGAAAACGUAGAAAAUAAUAAUUUGAAAAAUAUGCAGAUGGCUAUCCCACCCUGUACCUCUGUAAUUUAGGAAUAAAACUGUUAAAGGCUUUAAGAGAAAAAAUAUAAGGGGAUAGGGACAUCAAGGGGGAAAAUGUGAAAAAUACCAGCAAAGAUUUUUUACUUUUGAUUGUUUUUAAUCAUUUAUUGUCGGGGAACAGUGACCUACCUGCUUGUAGUUAUUUAUAAAUUUAUGUAUUUUAAAAAUUAAACUGUGACAGGACAAACUUCAGGCAGAACCAAAUGGGCAACUCAGAAGUGACAUAUGCCAGCAUGUAACUUAGGUCAUGUCUACACUAGCAAGCUCACAGUGGCACCAAUGCAGCUGUAAAAUCGCUCAUGUAGCCGCUCUGUGCCGAGGGUGAGAGCUCUCCUGUCAGCAUAAUUAAACCACCUCCAAAGAGCGGCAGUAGCUAUGUGGGUGGGAGAGCGUCUCCCAUCGAUGUACAGCUGUCCACACUGGCGUUUCUGUCAGUGUAACUUACGUUGCUUAGAGGGGUGUUCUGUUUUGUUUUCCACAUUUCUGAGUGACAUAAGUUAUACCAGCAAAAGUGCUAGUGUAGACAUAGCCUUACUAAUUUGAAAUGAGCCAGUGGAAAGAAUAGCACUUUUCUGCCUCUACUCAGGGGUGUUUCCCCACCUAUUCCUUUUCCUGCUUUUAAUUUGCAUCUUUGCCAUCCUGCUGAGCUGGAACACUCAUGGGGAGGAAGAUGAUUUCUGAUUUUUUUUUUUUUCCUUGGAGGAUUUUAAUAUCUUUUUUGGACUGUCAAAGACAGCUUGUCCCUGGAGGACAGAGUUUCAAAUAGCCAUAGUGAGCUAGCCAGCUACUGAGCGCUCCCAUGUUUGGAGGAACUUAAAUCUCCUUGGGGGAACUUGCAAUAUCUCUUCUAUUAAUUCCAGAGUCAGGAAUGGUGAGUACAGAGAGUUCUAAACACAUUCAUAUGUGUGUUCUAUCACCAUUGAAUACAGCUCUAGUUAGAUAUGGAUAAGAAGUCUUUUUUUCUAUUUGUUCUUGAUUUGAUUAUGCUCUGUACAUUAUCAAAAAAUCUGAUGAUUCUUUAAAGUUAAAGAUUGUUUAUACAUUUUACUUAUUUUAUAGAUUUGACUUGCCAAAAAAAAUCUUUACAUGUAGUACAUUUUAUAAAGCCAACAAGAUUGAUAUUGUAGCCUGAUGUCAUUUUUUUUAAUUGCUGUGGGGGCCAUAUAGGACUGCUCACAUGCAAAAGAGCUGCGGGAUUUGGGACAAAGUAUAGGAUGUGGAAUGAUGCUCACCAGCACUGCGAUUUCUGGCAGUUCACAUCUCUUAUUAUCUAUUCUUCGGAUGUUUUUUGUAUUUUUAAUGAUGAUGUGUUCCUGUGUGGCUGGGAUAUUUAGUUUUCAAAAGGUCGCUAUUUUGUUUUCACAUAUCAAAUUGUUUUAGUAGUUACCAGACACAUCAAGAGAAAUUUGGGGCCCUGAUACAUAGUGUUCGUGAACCGUCUCCCAUUUCACUUUGUUUACAUAGACAUUAGACUUUUUUGGGGGGUGGGUACUGACCUCAGGGGCUCUGGUACAGUUGUCCCUCUAUUUUUCCCAUCACCCACCCUGGUAGCUACCUAAGCAUUUUCCUCUGGGCCCCUGGGCCCAUUGCUUUGGAAAUUGGAUGCAUUGCACUGAUAAAAGCAAAACAUCAGCGUGGACCUGUGCAAUAUGGGCAGCAAUAAUAGCCAUCUAUCAAGUACCAACCACCCAACCAUCACAAGAAGAAAAAUGUAUUAUGCAAUCCCAUUUUCAAUGUGCUCUAUGAAAUGAGUGGAUCGGUCUCAAUUUGAUUUUUCCCGAGGUGGUGUCCACAUCCCAUCAGACACGAUCACAGUUGGCAACUUGGGAAUGGUCAUGAAAACUGAUCUACUCGCUCUGUUCUAAGCGUGGUACAUCCAGGCUGGGGUGAAGGUGCCAUAGUGGUGGAGUUGGGAGAAAACCUAUCUGUCGUUGCCCAUACUCUGUGUGCUCUUUCUUUAGCUUCCAGGGCUGUAUAUCUAGGGCACGUUCACAGCUAGUAACCUUAAAAGGUGUGUGUUGUUUUCUUCUUAGCUCCCCCAUCCCUGCCAAACAAACAGGGGAUUAACAUUUUAAAGCCUAUAUUCCUGUAAUAUUAAAGUCAAGUGUUUAAAUAAUCUUGAGUCAAAGAAUAAAAAAGGUAAGAUUCUCUAACUUUCUUGGCUAUCUUGCACAUAUUGCAUGUUGAAAUUUCAGUCAGUUAAUUUUUAAAAAAUGUGUAUCUUAAGAUUUUGGGUUUUGUUGUUAAUUGUAAGCUAUAAAUAUACAGGAGGGUCAUGCAAACAUUACUCCAAGAACUUAACUGUUGAGUUUUCUGACUUGAGUGUUUAAAUUCUGGACUUUAUUGUUAGCGAAACAGUUUUUGUAUUUUAAUUACAUUUCAUAUUUGAAAAGCCCUUCACAUUUAUAUUUAAGUUAUUAUAUAUAUACUGGCCUUCACUUUAGUGAAAAAGUCAGACAUUUAGGUGUGUUUUCCCAUAAAAAGCAUUUAAAAAACAAAUGAAAUUACUGUAACAGACCAAAAAGUUGAAACAGAUAUAACAAAAGCAAAAACUUAAGCUUAAAAGCCAAAUCAUAGUACACUUGUACAGGGACUUUAGAUUCCUUGUGUGGAUCCAUCUAUGCAAAGGAAAGUGCAAAUGAAUCCAUACAAAAAGUCUGACUCCAGUUUUGGAUCAGAGUUGCUGGAUGGAACCUGUCUCAGCAGUGAGCUGAAUUCAAACAGCUCCCUAAAGUCUCUGAAGUUCACAUUCAGAUUUCCAACUCCCACCCCUUCAAAUUCAGGAGUGUCUGGAUCCAGAGUUUGGCUCUACUCAAAUAGAGACAGGAAAUCUGGGUCUGAAGAUCAAAUCUCGGUGCUUGGCUUGAGCCUCUUUUUGGCGUACAUAAAUUCUUGCCCUCCCCCGGGCCAUUCUCUUUGAAUAAAAAGCCUUCUGUUCAUGAA
Mauremys reevesii (Reeves's turtle) is the source of this 12221-nucleotide messenger RNA. RefSeq names its product tetratricopeptide repeat and ankyrin repeat containing 1 (gene TRANK1). The record is from RefSeq and is a predicted model, not a curated record. The transcript has 25 exons. NCBI's taxonomy places the organism in Eukaryota, Metazoa, Chordata, Testudines, Geoemydidae. Bases 254 to 9217 code for a protein of 2987 amino acids. Gene Ontology annotation, molecular function: protein binding; ATP binding.